This is a messenger RNA of Pogonomyrmex barbatus (red harvester ant), 4763 nucleotides long. RefSeq names its product vacuolar protein sorting 15 (gene Vps15). The record is from RefSeq and is a predicted model, not a curated record. Gene Ontology annotation, cellular component: late endosome; phosphatidylinositol 3-kinase complex, class III, type II; phosphatidylinositol 3-kinase complex, class III, type I. Gene Ontology annotation, molecular function: protein serine/threonine kinase activity; protein binding; ATP binding. Gene Ontology annotation, biological process: macroautophagy; late endosome to vacuole transport; autophagy of peroxisome. NCBI's taxonomy places the organism in Eukaryota, Metazoa, Arthropoda, Insecta, Hymenoptera, Formicidae.
UAAAUUAUACAGGUUGGCCGCACUGCAGCCCAUAAGCUGCAAAAAAUCGGGAAAAAUGGACGCUGCGAGCGAGCGCAUUGCUUUUAUCUGAGUCUUCGCUCUCGGCCAGCAAAAAUGGGUAAUCAACUGGUGGGCAUCGCGCCCAGCCAAAUAUUUCCGGUAGAGCACUAUCUAACAGAUCACAGUGAUUUAUUGUUCGAUGUAAAUUUAGGAAGCACUAGAUUCUUUAAAGUAGCUCGAGCCCGUAGUCUGGAGGGCUUGAUAGUUGUUAAAGUGUUCGCGAUUCAUGAUCCAACAUUGCCAUUAUCUACGUAUAGAGACAAGCUAGAGGAAAUCAGGUCAAAACUAGCCUCAGCUGUCAACUGCCUACCAUUUCAACGAAUGAUUCUCACAGAAAAAGCAGGCUCAAUAAUGCGGGAAUAUGUCAAAUAUUCUCUUUAUGACAGGAUCAGCACUAGACCAUUUUUAACAAGUAUUGAGAAAAAAUGGAUCACUUUCCAAGUGUUGUACGCCCUUAAUCAAGCUCAUAAGUUUGGUGUUUGCCAUGGUGAUAUAAAAUUAGAGAAUAUUAUGAUAACCAGCUGGAACUGGGUAUUACUUACGGAUUUUGCCAGUUUUAAACCAACAUAUUUACCUGAGGAUAAUCCUGCGGAUUUUUCGUACUUUUUUGAUACCUCCAGGAGAAGGACAUGUUACAUAGCGCCCGAACGAUUUGUGAAAACGUUGUCUUCAGAAUUGAGCAAUACAUUGUUAUUACCAGAACAAGAGGUAAAGACAGGUGAUUUGCAUCCUAUGAUGGAUAUUUUUUCUGCAGGCUGUGCUUUAACUGAAUUAUAUAAUGAAGGACAUCCACCAUUUGAUUUUUCACAACUCUUAGCAUACAGGAACAACGAAUAUUCUGUGAGUAAGCAUCUGGAUAGUAUAGAUGAUUUGGGAAUACGCGAGUUGCUUGGUUCAAUGUUGGAAAGAAAUCCGGCAAAUAGAAAGAGCGCAGACACUUACCUGGCUCAAACUCGCGGCACCAUUUUCCCAGAGUACUUUUAUUCCUUCCUGCAGUCUUACAUGCUCAUCUUUUCCGCCGCUCCAAUUUUAUCACCGGACGAGAAAAUAACACGGUUAAAGAAGGACAUUGGCAAUAUUAUAAAUAUACUAAAGGCAGAAGAAAGCGAACGGAUGAAAAUGAGUGAGACGAAACAUGCGGAAACUGCAAAAUCUGGUCAGUGUGAAAGUAACGUGGAGUCAAUCAAGGACGAUUCUGGACACAGUGAAGAGAAUACGAUGGUGGAAGUCGACAGUGAUCAGAGUUCCGAUAAGACCGACGUAAAUCAAAUCGACAUGAAGAGUACAUCACAAGAUGUCGGCAGUGACAUUCAGGUGGAUGUAGAACCGGAAAUUAAAUCCGAAGAUCACAAAGAAACAUGUGAAGAAUCUAAAAAAUCGAUUUCUACCUCUAGUGAAAUUUUAGAAGGACUUGUUAUCAUAACUCAACUCGUUACAUCUUGCAUAAGAGGAUUAUAUCACUCGCAAUCUAAAUUGCACAGUUUAGAGAUAUUAUUAGAACUGGCUGAAAAUGUUUCUGACGAAACAAUUCUUGAUAGAAUAUUACCGUAUAUCUUCCACUUGGUUCACGAUCCGGCGCCACGGGUAAGAGUAUCGGCGAUACACACUUUAACCAAGUGCUUACAUCUUGUGAAAUCGAUACCAUCAUCGGAUGUGAACAUAUUUCCCGAGUACAUUCUACCAGGUUUAGCACACAUAACUCAAGAUGAGGCGGUUAUUGUUAGGGCAGCUUACGCGGAGAAUAUUGCACACUUGGCGCAUAUUGCUCUGCGUUAUUUGGAAAAUGCUCAUUUAUCUAACUUGGGUAACAAAGAGGGACCAAAGCCUAGUUAUGACAGUGAACUGCAAACUUUGCACGAAAUGGUGCAACAAUCAGUAUCCAUGCUGUUAACGGAUUCUCAAAAUUUGGUAAAACAAACAUUAAUGGAAAAUGGAAUAAACAAACUGUGUGUAUUUUUCGGAAAACAGAAAGCCAACGAUAUUUUGCUCAGUCACGUUAUCACAUUUUUAAAUGACAAAGAAGAUAAGGAAUUAAGAGGCUCUUUCUUUGAAUGUAUAGUCGGCGUGGCUGCAUAUGUCGGUUGGCAUAGUAGUCCUAUAUUAAUGCCGCUUCUACAGCAAGGUCUAUCCGAUCCCGAAGAAUUCGUAACCACAAAGGCCAUAAAUGCUAUGGCAACACUUACGGAAUUGGGUCUGCUACAUAAAUCUGCUCUCUAUCAAUUGUUAUCAGAAACUAUGGUCUUCUUGGUACACCCAAAUCUAUGGAUACGUCAUGCAACUGUCGGCUUUAUAUCCGCGGCAGCAAGAACUUUGAACGUAGUAGAUGUUCAGUGUAAAGUUCAGACGAUGCUUCAACCAUAUCUGAAGCAUUCAUUGAUCCAAAUAGAAAAAGAAAUUUUGUUACUUGAAGCACUAGUUCCUCCCAUAUCCAGAAUAGUGUACGAUUCUGUGGUGAAAUAUAACAAUGUAGAGGAACUAUUUCAAAUAUUUGAACAGAGGCAGGCAGCUAGAGCGAAAGCUGUAACAGGUGUGGUACCACCGCAAUAUAACGAUAUGAAUACUUCCCUAAGAAACCUUUUUAGACGAUUGAGCUCAGAAUCGAUGACAGAGACAGUUGAGAAUCAAUUACUAAUCAUGAAACCUCAUUUAAUGAAGAUCAACAAGUACCGCAAUUCUGCAGACUCGAAGCAAAAUGUUAUCAAAUCCGUGGAUGGUAAAUUGGAGCUAAGUCCAGUGAAAGAUAGGAUAAGACAUCAUGUCGUUGUACUAUAUCCGGAUACCAAAGGUGAUUUAGCUCUUCCGCCCUUUAAGAGAUUGGAUCGAAGAACAUCGGAAUCCGUAGGCACGUAUGCAACGAUGAAUCAAGAAUGGCGUACAAUGUUUGCAGCUCAAGAUAACGCUCAGCACGCUGUUGUUAAAAUGUCAGACAUGACUGGAAGCAGUGGCAGCCCUAGUCAAAGCAUACACAGCGGAGAUAUUCAUUUAUCUCCACAUCAUUGCCUAUCAGAUAUGACCAGCAUUAAUUCUCUCAUGAACGAUCAUUCGCUUCACGAGCGUUCUUAUAUACAAUAUAGGUGUGCGCCCUGCCGAUUAGAAGUACGGCAAUUAACGUAUCGAAAACAAGAGCAACACGCAGCGGUGUUAAGGGCAAAACGUUGGGUCAAUAACGUCACCUGCGAAGCUGGCUCCACAUCACUGCCAAAGGAUUGGAGACCCCGAGGAAUUCCCGUCGCGCAUCUUCAUGAGCACAGAGCCGCAGUGAAUAGACUGGUUUCGAUACCGGAUACCAACUUAUUUGCAAGUAGUUCAUCUGACGGAUGCAUUAAAAUCUGGGACGCCAGCAAGAUGGAGGGACGAAAUAUCGCUAAUCGUUCUAGGCAAACGUAUAUGCAUAGGGGAGGUCCGCUGGUUGGUUUAACCAUGUGCGACCAGGGGCAAUCUUUGGCGAGCUCCGCGAGCACAUCUGGAACGGUAUUCGUACUUCGCAUUGAGUCCAAUUCCAGUAAAAUGAGUUUGAUUGGUACUCGUCAACUGGAUCUCCAGGAAGAAGGAUGUGCUGUCGAUCUUCAGUAUCUAGAUUCCGGCUCGCAAUCGGUUCUUGUAUACGCCUCGUUAUACGGAUCGCUGGUAGGAUGGGAUUUACGAUGUCCCGGUACAACGUGGCGCUUGGAAAACGAUUUGAAGCACGGAGUCAUUACAUCAUUUUGCGUAAAUAGUCAUCAGCAAUGGCUGACUCUCGGCACAAGCUCGGGUAUUCAUACCUGUUGGGACUUGAGGUUUCAAUUGCCGAUAACUAGCAUUAAACAUCCGACAGGCGCCAGAGUACGAAAGGUAAUUACGCAUCCGACGGAACAUUCAUGGAUAAUCUCUGCGGUGCAAGGUAAUAAUGAGAUCUCUAUGUGGAAUCUGGAGACCAAUCACCGACAGAUGGUUUUAUGGGCAUCGAGCCGCCCCGCCAUUGAGCCGUACUCAGACCGGUCUACUGUAUGUGCCAUGUAUGCCGGAUGUAUCGAUUGCUCGGGCUUUCUUCUGGCCGGUGGCACCGAUAUGCGAUUACGUUUCUGGGAUUUUAAUAGACCUACUGCAUCCUACGUUGCUUUGCCCGCUGCUAAUGACAUCCUCACACCAAAUUCAUUAGCAUACGAUUUACGUUUGAUAGACGGAACGAACGUUGUGCAAGAAGUAUUGGUGGACGACGAGUCUAAUCCAUUAUCUGGAAGCGAUGCAAGAGGAAGAAACAUAGAGGAGAGCGGUCCUGAGACUCCACCCUCCGGCCAACAUGACACAAUCUCUGCUGUGUCCAUGUCGAAUAUGUGUAUUCUCACCGGCAGUACGGAUGGUCUGAUACAAGUCUGGAAAUGAUUAUUCUUGCUUCCGAAUUCAAUUCCAAAGUUCCUCGCUGGACGAUAACAGAUUUUGCCAGUGCAAAGUGGAAUUUUUCUCCUGUAAUAAUGAAAUCAUUGUGAUCCAAGUAAGAAAUAAGUUAUUUUAGAAUUGUCCAGGCAAAUUAUCCAGCAAUGCCGGACAAUGAUCAUAGUAUAAUUUAUUUAAGAAUAGUCACGAGAAGGAAAUAUGAUAAAGCGGUAUAAAUAUAAUACCAAUAUCUCAUUCGGCAAAAAUUACUAAUCAUAUUUUUUUAUACCGCGAUUUAUCAAUGGCAAGUCUCAUUGGGAAUUAUAAUAAUAUCUCAUUGUGCAAAAAAA